This is a messenger RNA of Erigeron canadensis, 1020 nucleotides long. Its product is annotated as proteasome subunit beta type-1. Bases 124 to 795 code for a protein of 223 amino acids. Lineage: Eukaryota; Viridiplantae; Streptophyta; Magnoliopsida; Asterales; Asteraceae. The record is from RefSeq and is a predicted model, not a curated record. The transcript has 7 exons. Gene Ontology annotation, cellular component: proteasome core complex.
AAAAGUGAAAAUCUCCAGGGAAACCUUGCUUGAUAAAAAAGAAAGUCUGAUAAAAUCUCACACAAAUAAAUAAAUAAGAGUUUUUUUCCUCCGAUCUAAAACACCACUUAAUUUACACACACUAUGACGAAGCAACAAGCUAAUUGGUCUCCGUAUGAUAACAAUGGAGGAACAUGUGUGGCGAUAGCUGGUGCGGAUUAUUGUGUGAUUGCAGCUGAUACUCGUAUGUCUACCGGUUACAGUAUCCUCACUCGUGAUUAUUCCAAAAUCUGUAAAUUAGCGGACAAAAGUUACAUGGCUUCUUCAGGAUUCCAGGCUGAUGUUAAAGCUUUACAGAAAGUCCUAUCUUCAAGACACCUGAUUUAUCAACACCAGCACAACAAACAGAUGAGUUGCCCUGCUAUGGCUCAGCUUCUCUCGAACACCCUUUACUACAAGCGUUUCUUCCCAUAUUAUGCCUUUAAUGUUUUAGGCGGCCUUGACAGUGAAGGAAAGGGAUGUGUCUUCACGUAUGAUGCCGUUGGAUCAUAUGAGAGAGUUGGAUACAGUGCUCAGGGUUCGGGUGCUACACUCAUCACUCCAUUCCUGGACAACCAGCUUAGGUCACCGAGCCCUCUUCUAUUACCCGCACAGGAUGCUGUUACACCGCUUUCAGAAGCAGAAGCAGUUGAUUUAAUUAAAACUUGUUUUUCAUCCGCAACAGAAAGAGAUAUCUACACUGGUGACAGUGUAGAAAUUAUAAUCUUAAAUGCUAAUGGUGUUCGCCAUGAAAGUGAACAACUCCGCAAAGAUUAGCUGCCAAACGAGCUUUUUGAAGUUUGUGGUCCGUUGUUUCAGUUGUCUUGGAAGUGCUAAUGUUUUUAGAUUAUAACGGCUUAAUACUUCGAAUAUUCAAAAUCUUGGAUUUAUAUAUUCCUGAAAUCUUAGUUGAUGAAUUUAUGCUGGCUUGAUAGCCUGUUUCAAAGUUUUUGUAUCAUCAUUUUGGAAUGAAAACCACGUUGCUUGGUUUUUGUGAGAUCA